AUGCGUUUUGAGCGAAGUGGAAAGUUGUCUCCUGGGUUCAUUGGGCCAUUCGAGAUCUUGGAUUGCGUUGGUGAGGUUGCGUAUCGCUUGGCGUUACCCCCACAUUUAGAUAAGGUUCACAAUGUAUUCCAUGUUUCUAUGAGGAAGUAUGAGCUAGAUACGUCACACACGUUGAGAUGGGCCGACAUUGAGGUUGAUGAGAAUGCAACUUACGAGGAGGGGCCAGUACAGAUUCUCGACACUAGGGAGCAAGUGUUGAGAAACAAAACCAUUCCAUUGGUCAAGGUUUUAUGGAGGCAUCACAGAGUUGAGGAGGCUACCUGA
Messenger RNA from Cornus florida, 324 nucleotides. RefSeq lists its product as uncharacterized. Bases 1 to 324 code for a protein of 107 amino acids. The record is from RefSeq and is a predicted model, not a curated record. The transcript has a single exon. Lineage: Eukaryota; Viridiplantae; Streptophyta; Magnoliopsida; Cornales; Cornaceae.